AAAUCAUGUAUUCCUUAUAAGCCUCUAGCAUCAUCCUCAAACCUUGAACCUCUUCCAGCUUUCUCAAACUUCUAGCUUUUUUAAAAACUUUUUUUAAUCCUAAGAGUGUUUUAACUGUACAUAGUAAAAGACAUCUUCAGUUUAAUUAUGAUCGGAAAUCCAAAUUACACAAGCUUUGUUUGCUGUGCUGUUUGUAAUAAAAUAAUUCCACCAGCCCCAUUUGGGGAAACCUUCAAGCGGAUCCAUGAAUACAAGCCAUUUAAGACACGCUUUUACACUCACAAGGACAUACUGGAUAUUGGGACAGAUAUUCUGAAUAAGGAAGAGCAGUUUCAGGAAGCUGUCCUCAAAGAACGGAUUGCAAAAGCAGAAGCUGACAUUUGGGCAAAGGCUGAUGAACGUCAGAGACAAGCAGUGAAGAAAGCCCUCGAUGAAGCAAAUGACAUGCACAAAAUGAAAAUUCAGAUUUUGAAAGAACAUCAUCAAAAAGACUUGCAGGACAUGGCAGCUAAAACCAAGAUCGAGUUGCAUCAAAACAUGGAGGACGAGCUGCAGCGCGAGCGCCUGGCCGCCGAGCAGCGCAUGGUCCACAGGAUCCAGAGGGUCAUGAUGGAGUGCCACCGCGAGAAGGUCCAGGCCGUGGAGGAAGCCCGGGCAGAGGAGAGGCGCAAGGCUCAGGAGGCCAUCCAGGCCCAGAGGAGAGAGGCCAUGGAAGAACUUUUGAGUGCUGGUGUCACAGUUAUGAAGGAUCAGAAGAAGACUGUGAGCCAAAUGAUAAAGGAAAAAGAACAUGAAAUAAACAUCUACUAUAGCAUGGCUCAGCGGCAGAAGCAGGAAGAGGUUCAGGAAGUGCUUCAAGAAGCUGAGAAGACACACCAGGCCAAGCUUGGGAAUGUGAUGGAUAAACUGGUUAACACUCAGGGGGAGCUGCUGACCAUAGCGAAGCAACUGGGAAUUAUGACAAAUUGGAAAGAUUUCCUGGAGGAGGAGUUACAAGAAACGAGGGCAGCAUUUCAAAAAUACAUCAAUUACACAUUUCCUAAGCUCUCACCAGGACAGGCAGAUUUCAUUCUGCCAGAAAGAAAGAAAACACCUUCUAAUCUUAUUAUUCAGGAGAACGAAACGACUCUUAAUUAGAAGCCUUCAUCUGAAAUUUUACUACAAAAGCCAUUGUUCUAAAGACUAAAUAAAUUCACUCAAAACCAUUUAUGGACCCCUGGUUAUAUGCAGGGUACUAUUGAGCUGUACGCAUCUGAAUGGAAAACCAGAACAUUCAAAAGCACAUUCCAGGCUACAAGGAGUUCUCAGACUAACUGAGGAGGGAUAACAGUGAGAGGGGUCAAAACUGAUCAGGAGGGGAAGAAAUUUCUUGGAAGAAGUCUAGAGGAACUUCUAUAUCUGGCUUUACUCAUGUUUACAUCAGAUGUGUAACUAUUUUAAUACCUAUUGCAGUUAAAGCCAAGUAAAGAGACUUGUGCUCAAA
Molecule: messenger RNA, 1483 nt
Organism: Sus scrofa (pig)
Lineage: Eukaryota; Metazoa; Chordata; Mammalia; Artiodactyla; Suidae
Gene: C1H6orf163
Product: chromosome 1 C6orf163 homolog
Source: RefSeq, a predicted model, not a curated record